AUGGAUUCUAGAUCAAGCUCCCAUAAUGGUAGUGGUAGAGCCACGCGCUCCUCGCUGGCGUGUCUACCCUGUCGUUCGCGUCACUCAAAGUGCGAUGGUAAACGGCCUUGUUGUACGCGCUGCGCUGAAACCGGGCAGGAGUGCACCUAUGCACGAUCCCGUCGCGGUGGGCUCGACCGCGCAGCCCUGGCUGAUCGUCGCCGACGACUUGCGGCGGGAGAGAGAAUAUCUCCAGCUCCUGACUCGAGUGGCCAACGAUAUACAACGAUUCAGCAGGUCCAGGAGCACCCCGCUCCAUUGAUGGUCGAAGACCUUCACAAUGAGCCCAGCGAGAGGAUCAGGAUCGGCGAUGUCAUCUUAGGCAUCUCGUUACCGGGCACCAGCAUCGUUCAUCUCGGUGGUAUCAAGGAAGAUCCCUUAAUUAAUGCAUACUAUGAGAAAUUCCAUGGAUGUCACCCCUUUCUCUUACCCCAGAAACACCUCACAAGACUGUAUGAAGAUCCGCACAGACAGCCCAGCUUCACACCCCUUCUGGCUGUGAUGCGCUUAAUUGGCCAUAUCUACACCUCCCGCGAAUGGUCAAUGUCGUUGAGAGACCACAUUGACGCUUGUUUUCUACAAGCAUCACCAUCUGAUCCAGUUAUGGUCCAAUGUCGACUACUAUUGUCUAUGGCUUUAUUCUGGCACGACUAUAAGGACGCGGCCAAACUGGAGAUGGACGCUGCCACUAGUCUUGCAGUUGAUCUGAAGAUGUUUCUGUCGGACUUUGCGGCGUCGCAUGGGCGCGACGAUCCCGUGCUGAGGGAAUGCUGGAGGCGGACAUGGUGGAUGUUGUACAUCAUUGACGCUUAUUACACCGGUACACUGGGUACCAUGAACUUUCGAGUGGCGAAUAUUACCGCUACAGUGGAAUUACCGUGUGAAGAGCUGGAAUACGAGUCGGGGAAUAUACCCGAGCCGCGCACGCUGCAAGAGUUCAACUGUCGCGAAUUCUCCGCCGAUCCUAUUGAUUUCUCAUCUUUUGCAUAUCUCAUCGGAGCUGUACAAUGUGCAGGAUCGGCGAUAUCCGUAGCACCAAAGAUCGCAACUAAAGAAGACUCGGCGCACGUCGUUCAAGCUGCCGACUGUAGUCUGGAUGGAUGGCGAUUGUUAUUACCGAAAGAUCGCAAGCAGGUCAUGGAUAAGGAUGGAAAGAUCGACGAGCUAAUGUUUCAAGCUCACUUGAUCAUUGAUGUGUCGACUAUCGGAUUACACCGACCCUUCUCAGCCCUAAAGUUCAAUGCCGUGGAGAAUGUAUCAAGCUGUGCCCGAGAGCCACCGCUCGACACACCAAUCCCAGAUUUAAUUAACGUACACACCGUGCGCGUCAUACGAGCCAUAGAGUCCCAGAUCCGGCUUCUGGCGCUCCCAGUUCCUGAAUUUCACCAUACGCCAUUUACCACCUGCAUGGUGAGUGAGGGAACGCUAGCGCUACUUUCAGCCUGCACUACUCUACUGAAAGGUACCCACUUGUCAACGGCAAGAGAUCAGAUCCGGAUGACAUUGGGAUGUCUCAAGGUGUUGGGCGAGGUGUGGCCGAGAACCGCAAGGAAUGUGCGGGAGAUACAGACGAUCGCUCAAACGGUGCUCGGAGUUGGGUCGGGGGUGAGUAAUAGUAGUGAGACGCCUAGCUCCAGCACUGGCCCGUCUAGCGGUGGAGGAGAGGGGAGUCUUGAUCUAGCCAGCUACGUACCGAGCAACGACACAACUAAUAGCUCUUCCCUUGGCUCUAUUGAGGAUCUUUGUGGCUGGUACAGUCUAGGCGAUCUGAGUGACAUUUCGUGGGGAUUGGGCAAUGGAUCAUAAGAUCUUGACCUGGAAGCUAGUUCGCGCCAAUCUUUUCAUAUAAAUUAAUGCAGUAUUUUC
Messenger RNA from Aspergillus caelatus, 1905 nucleotides. Its product is annotated as putative C6 transcription factor. The record is from RefSeq and is a predicted model, not a curated record. Gene Ontology annotation, molecular function: DNA binding; DNA-binding transcription factor activity, RNA polymerase II-specific; zinc ion binding. The transcript has 3 exons. Lineage: Eukaryota; Fungi; Ascomycota; Eurotiomycetes; Eurotiales; Aspergillaceae. Gene Ontology annotation, biological process: DNA-templated transcription; regulation of DNA-templated transcription. Bases 1 to 1845 code for a protein of 614 amino acids.